UCAAUCUCAUUUCAAAACCCUAAUUUUUCUCCAACAACCUGCAACAUGACUGUCAGAUCUUGAAUUCAUGAUUGUCUGUGCAACCUCAGAAACUGAGUGGGGCUGUCUUUUAUGGGUCUUUGGGACAUUCCCUGUUCUUGAUGCAAAUUUCUACGGACGCUCAAUCUUUUCAAUGGAGAAAGAGCUAAAGAAAAUGGGUGUAACUACCCAAUUUGAAGAUGGUGCCAAGUUUGUGGCUGCUGGACUUUACUUACAUGAGUGUUCAAGUAGCAUUACUCCUGCAAGUGUUUAUGCGUUGCUGGAUUCUCUCAAGAGACUCAAAGAAAGGAAACUAGAGAUCCCUGCUAAGUUUCUUGAUAAACUAUUCCAGAAGAAUUGGUUAAAACCCCAUUUUGGAUACAAACGCCCGAACGAGUGUUUGCUUUUCUAUUCUGCCUGGGAUUCUUUCUUGAAACGCGAUGAUGGUCCGUUCAUUGAUGAACAGUUUUACGGAUCUCGUAUUGAAUCCUACAAGGAGGAGCUCACUUUUCUAGAGGUGAUAACCGAUAUUAACAACAGAUCCCAGGAGCUUGUUGAUGACGACGACAAAAAAAAAUGGCUACCAAGAGGAACUGAUAACGGAGAGUGGGUGGAGACAUCUGAGGAGUUGAACCAAGAAAUAGACGAUGAAUUAUAUUGUUGCAUGUUGUUGGAGAGAAAUUAGAGUUUUGAAAUGGGAUUGAUUUGGGGAAGAAGAUGGCUUUUGUUAUGAUAUAUAAUAUUUUUUUCUUUUAGAGUAAAUUACAAGUUU
Messenger RNA from Helianthus annuus (common sunflower), 790 nucleotides. RefSeq lists its product as uncharacterized. Lineage: Eukaryota; Viridiplantae; Streptophyta; Magnoliopsida; Asterales; Asteraceae. The transcript has 3 exons. The record is from RefSeq and is a predicted model, not a curated record. The coding region runs from base 68 to 703 and encodes 211 amino acids.